Cucurbita moschata (crookneck pumpkin) is the source of this 785-nucleotide messenger RNA. RefSeq names its product 60S ribosomal protein L26-1. The transcript has a single exon. Gene Ontology annotation, cellular component: cytosolic large ribosomal subunit; ribosome. Gene Ontology annotation, molecular function: RNA binding; structural constituent of ribosome. The record is from RefSeq and is a predicted model, not a curated record. Bases 42 to 482 code for a protein of 146 amino acids. Lineage: Eukaryota; Viridiplantae; Streptophyta; Magnoliopsida; Cucurbitales; Cucurbitaceae. Gene Ontology annotation, biological process: ribosomal large subunit biogenesis; cytoplasmic translation.
GAUAGUGCUCCCCUUCCCCCUUCCCACUAUCUCCGCCCGCCAUGAAGUACAAUCCUAGGGUUUCCAGUUCCCGCCGCAAGAGCCGUAAGGCUCAUUUUUCGGCGCCGUCGAGCGUUCGUCGGGUUAUUAUGAGUGCUCCUCUCUCGACUGACCUCCGGUCAAAGUACAACGUCCGAUCCAUGCCGAUUCGGAAGGAUGAUGAGGUCCAAGUUGUCCGUGGAACUUACAAGGGUCGGGAGGGCAAGGUAGUGCAGGUGUAUCGUAAAAAGUGGGUUAUCCACAUCGAGCGCAUCACUCGCGAAAAGGUUAACGGUUCCACUGUCAAUGUUGGCAUCAACCCCUCGAAGGUCGUGAUUACGAAGCUCAGGCUGGACAAGGACCGAAAGUCACUUCUGGAUCGUAAAGGCAAGGGCCGCGCCGCCUCUGAUAAGGACAAGGGUACCAAGUUCACCGCCGAGGAUAUCAUGCAGAGCGUCGACUAAUUUUGGAAAUGGUGAUGUUUAAUUUGAUAGAACUGUUGUUCUCUUUCAUAGUUACCUAGCUUGUUUUGUGUUCUUAAGAUACUAAAAAAAUUUCAUCGGACAUGUGGCUAUAAUUGUCGACUUUGGAGGCCUUAAUUUAUGGUAUUUUUAAAUCAAUCACAUUUUGUUAUUCCAAUGAUCUACUCCUCCUGUUCGAUUCAUACCGUUGUUACCUCUCGUUACAUUUGCUUGUUUGAUGGAACUGCAGUUACUUAUUUGUAGUAGAUGAUGAUUUAUCUAUGUGGACAGUGGCCUUUUACCGCU